AUGUUAGAUCAGGGUAUUAUAAGACCUUCCGAAUCUGCAUGGAGCUCAACCAUCUGGGUUGUGCCAAAGAAAGUAGAUGCUUCUGGCAAACAGAAGUGGCGUCUUGUAGUUGACUUUCGCAAAUUAAACGAAAAGACACUUGACGAUAAAUACCCUAUCCCGAACAUUAGUGAUGUUCUUGACAAAUUAGGGAAGUGCCAAUAUUUUACCACCUUAGACUUAGCAAGCGGAUUUUAUCAGAUCGAAAUGGACCCUCAGGACAUAGCGAAAACCGCUUUUAAUGUAGAGCAUGGCCAUUUCGAAUUCCUUCGCAUGCUAAUGGGCCUGAAGAACAGUCCAUCUACGUUCCAAAGAGUUAUGGACAAUGUCUUAAGGGGGCUACAAAAUCAUAUAUGCCUUGUAUACCUAGAUGACAUAAUUGUGUUCAGCACUUCGCUCCAAGAACAUAUGGUUAACAUAGACAAAUUAUUUAGUAGACUUCGUGAGUCCAACUUUAAAAUUCAAAUGGACAAAUCGGAGUUUCUCAAACAUGAAACGGCUUAUCUUGGUCAUAUUAUCACCAGGGAAGGUAUUAAACCAAACCCUGAUAAAAUUUCGGCUGUACAAAAAUACCCUAUUCCAAAGAAUCCAAAAGAAAUUAAACAAUUUUUAGGCCUUCUCGGUUAUUACAGAAAGUUCAUUCCGGAUUUCGCCCGUAUUACUAAACCAUUAACUCAGUGUCUUAAGAAAGGCAAAAAGGUAACAAUAGACAAUAAUUACGUUAACGCUUUCGAAAAAUGUAAGUCUCUUUUGACAAACGAUCCCAUCUUGCAAUAUCCAGACUUUACUAAAGAGUUUAACCUAACGACAGAUGCUUCUAACUUUGCCAUUGGUGCCGUACUGUCACAAGGUCCAAUAGGAUCCGACAAACCAGUCUGUUACGCUUCUCGUACGUUAAACGAAAGCGAAGUUAAAUACAGUACAAUCGAAAAAGAACUUCUCGCAAUAGUCUGGGCUACGAAAUACUUUAGAUUUGUUUGGACGUAA
Molecule: messenger RNA, 1026 nt
Organism: Parnassius mnemosyne (clouded apollo)
Lineage: Eukaryota; Metazoa; Arthropoda; Insecta; Lepidoptera; Papilionidae
Source: the annotation of a GenBank genome assembly